This is a messenger RNA of Olea europaea var. sylvestris, 1115 nucleotides long. RefSeq names its product mediator of RNA polymerase II transcription subunit 30. The record is from RefSeq and is a predicted model, not a curated record. NCBI's taxonomy places the organism in Eukaryota, Viridiplantae, Streptophyta, Magnoliopsida, Lamiales, Oleaceae. The coding region runs from base 217 to 879 and encodes 220 amino acids. The transcript is spliced from 3 exons. Gene Ontology annotation, cellular component: mediator complex.
AAAAGUUAUAUUAUUAGGACAGACUUUCCCUUUCGCUUUUGUUUUUACCCUGCUCUUAGAAGAUACGACGCCGUUUUGUAACAUUUGAGUACUCCGUUUACUUGUAAAACCCUGCAUUUGGAUUCCUAUCCCACCACCACAUCAUCGCCGCCGCCGGCGGUAUCCAAGUAGGGCGCAAAUCCAACAUCUGUUUAACGUAAUUAUAAAAAACAAUUAAUGGAAGACAAGCCCUCGACGUUGAGUUCCUCCCCCACUUCCGCCAAUUACACCACCCCCAAAACCACGCAAGAGCUGGCAAUUGACGGCCAAAAACACCUCGAAGAAACAAUUGAAGCCGCUUUCUUAAUCCUUUCCGCCAUGAAUGACGAGCUUUGCAAUCCAAAUCUCUGGUCUACCCCCACCACCACCUCCGCCACCACUACUCAGCGUAAUACCAGCGCCGCCGCCGCUGCUAAUACUACUAUUGCUAAUGGCGGGCCUACCAGUAUGAGUAUUGGGCAACACUCAAAUGGUGACGUUCUAUCGGACUCGUCUUCUUCCGCUUCUUCCUCCGCCUCCGCCUCUGCCGCCCAGUCUCAUCACCCUAACUUUGAUAUUGGGGGUGGGGCCCUCGAUGAGGCCCGCCUCCGGUACAAAGCCGCUGUGGCGGCUCUGCGCUCUGUUCUCACUGCCAUUUCCAAUGCUGAAAAGGCAAAGGCGCCUGAAGCUAUUUCAUCUGUAUCUCCUUCAGAGCAAACUGAAAUUGAGAAGCUUGAAGAGCAGGCCUCUACCUUAAGAAAGGAGCUCACGAACAAGAAUAAGCAUCUGAAGCUUCUGAUAGACCAGCUUCGAAAUCUUAUAGCCGACAUAUCUACUUGGCAAAGUCCUUGUUCAGUAUGAGUUCAGCUGGAUUUUGCAAUAUGAUUUAUGGAAAUAUAGAUUUUUUCAAGGUGUUGCUAUGUUGCUGAACUCUUUUCUGAUUUUGACUUCACUAUCAAUGUGUUAUUGUUUUAAUGUAGCUGAGAGUAUUCCUGGUUUACCCUUGUUUUAGUCAAUGUAAGUUUGAUAAUAUUGGUAUAGCCCUUGAUGAUAAUGUAUAAAAGCUUGGCAGAUUAGCUUUAGCUUGGUUUCCGUUU